This is a messenger RNA of Fomitopsis serialis, 2006 nucleotides long. RefSeq lists its product as uncharacterized. The transcript has 5 exons. The coding region runs from base 75 to 1730 and encodes 551 amino acids. Gene Ontology annotation, molecular function: protein binding. The record is from RefSeq and is a predicted model, not a curated record. Lineage: Eukaryota; Fungi; Basidiomycota; Agaricomycetes; Polyporales; Fomitopsidaceae.
UUAUCGAACCACCACCACUGCGAGCUGUUAUCGAACCACCACCACUGCGAGCUCGAGUCUUGUACUGUCGUCCCAUGUCUUCGCUGCAGCAACUCCCCGCAAUCAACGUCGAUUGGCUUCCACUUUCAAUUAUGCCGAAAACAAACUUACCAGUGUGCUUGCCGCAGGCUCUGCUCGACGAACUCAAACUUCAGGUUGAUCCACCCUUCUACUCCGAGCAGUCGGAAAUCUUCGGGCACGAUGCCAGGAGUUUCCCUAUGCGUCAUUUGAUACUACGACACUACGUCCUCGCACUAGGGGAUCCGUAUUCGACAAUUGACGAAUCAUGGGCUGGUCACAACAACACCGAUUGGUCCCUCCCGCAGGUCAUGCCCAAUGGAAGUGGGAGUACAUACCUCCACCUCGCCGUGCGGAUCUGUGACGUGCCGUUCGUAUACGAAUGCAUACGUCUUGGUGCCGACGUCAACCGUAGGGACGUCAAGGGGCAGACACCGCUGUCAUGCGCCAUGCAAGAGUUGCUUGGUUUCUCACAAGAAGUGGCCGAGCGACAGCGCCACGGUCGGACCGAGGACGAAAGCCUCGUCAUAUCCUCUAUUUCUCGGUUGCGACACAUGGUGAAGAUUCUAGUCGAGCAGCACGCCGAUGUCAAUCUCGUCCCUUACAAGGAGCCGUCGCGCGUUCCCUUCCUCCUUGCUUGGGCAAAUCUAGACUUGGAACUACUUGAUCUGUUUGCUCUCCACGGGACCGCUCCUGAAUGUAUUCGCGCCUGCUCCGAAAAUCUAAGUCCCCUGAUUGAGACGAUGGAUACUUCGGCAAUCGAUCCCGCGAGAGCAUCAGCUUGCAAAGAGCUGGUAGCGCGUUUGGCAUCGAAGACGGAACCACCGGCGCGACCACCGCGUAAAUGCCCGUGCUUCUCGGGAAAACCACUCUCCGAAUGUCACGGAUCGGGCGACCACCCAUAUCCUCCUACGUUCGCAUGCAUUUGCAGGUCGACGAAGACAUAUGCGAACUGCUGCAAGCUCAGAAGUGUCGAACUGGUGGAGAGAUGGGACGAGGAACGGGGGCGUAUGAAAGUCACCCAGCGCAUGAUGGAAGCCGACGGGCAUACAGCAAAGUACAUCUCGUUUGUCACUAUGAACACGGCGAUGUCCGCGAAAUGGCCAGACACGGGAAAGAAGAAGUCCUCAGAGCUCGUGCUCAUGGCCGUCGAGCAUAACGACACCGAAAGCGUCGAGAAAGCUGACCCAGCUUUCCGGUGUGCGGUGAUCCAGUUUGAAUUUUUGCCUAUGCCGGAGGGGGAAUGGCAUCCGAGGGCUGCAGGCAAGUACUACAGCUCCGGUUGGAAUGAUCGUGUCGACGAUUACAUCGCAUCCGGCCAAGACACUCGGAGUGUACUCACAAUCGAACGGGCGGCCAAGCUGGAUCCCCUUUUCCAACCCCUCUGGAAGAGAUGUGAAGCGUCCGGGUGUACGACGGUAGAGCGUCCGGGGCUCAAGAUGAAACGCUGCCACGGUUGUCAGAGGAUAUAUUACUGCGGGGCGCCGUGCCAGAAAGCACAUUGGCGGGCGCACAAGGAUGCAUGCAAGAGAGGAGACCAUCCGCUGCAGAUGUUGCGAUCGCAGAGGAUCUACUCAACUACUCUCAAUGAGGUCAUCAAGCCUGCGCAAGAGCGGUUGCUGCAGGGCUCGGAAUCGACGAAUUCUGCAGAGUCUGAUGGACCUGCUUUGUGACGUUGCGCCGACUGUACUGCUAGUGUUGUACGAAGGAUUCGGAGUCGUGCUGGCAGCCGUUGAAUCCAUCAUCAAUCAUCGACUUGGGGGGAUCAGUAAGAUUUGCGCAGCCAGUGGCAAUCGUCACGGUACGCAGUGCAGCUCAAGGACUCGCGUUGUACAGCACCAAGGACCGUAUGCAAUCUCAUGUAGUAGCCAUCAUGAUGAGUUUGGUCAGACUUGCAGAGGUUAAGUUACGCCUCUGGCCCGGGUGCGUUAAUACUGCAUGUUGAUAUG